Hyaena hyaena (striped hyena) is the source of this 547-nucleotide messenger RNA. Its product is annotated as lithostathine-like. The transcript is spliced from 6 exons. Gene Ontology annotation, biological process: venom-mediated disruption of cell wall in another organism; antimicrobial humoral immune response mediated by antimicrobial peptide; positive regulation of cell population proliferation. Bases 17 to 547 code for a protein of 176 amino acids. Gene Ontology annotation, molecular function: oligosaccharide binding; signaling receptor activity; peptidoglycan binding. NCBI's taxonomy places the organism in Eukaryota, Metazoa, Chordata, Mammalia, Carnivora, Hyaenidae. The record is from RefSeq and is a predicted model, not a curated record.
CUUGGAAGUCACAGACAUGAUGCUGCCUCGCAUGGACCUCCCCAGCAUGUCCUGGAUGCUGCUCUCCUGCCUGAUGCUCCUGUCUCAGGUCCAAGGUGAAGACUCCCCGAAGGACGUGCACAGUCCACGGAUCAGUUGUCCCAGGGGCUCCAAGGCCUAUGCCUCCCACUGCUAUGCCUUGUUUAUGACACCAAAAUCCUGGAUGGAUGCAGAUAUGGCCUGCCAGAAGAGGCCCUCGGGACACCUGGUGUCUGUGCUCAGUGGGGCUGAGGCAUCCUUUGUGGCCUCCCUAGUACAGAACAGUGCGAACACCUACUCAAAUGUCUGGAUAGGGCUCCAUGAUCCUACAGAGGGCUAUGAGCCCAAUGCAGGUGGAUGGGAGUGGAGUAGCACGGAUGUGCUGAACUACGUUGCCUGGGAGAGACACCCCUCCACCAACCCUAACCCCGGCUACUGUGGGAGUCUGUUAGCAAGCACGGGAUAUCUGAAAUGGAAAGAUUUUAAGUGUGGUGCGAUGCUUCCUUAUAUCUGCAAGUUCAAGGACUAG